GGGGGGGUACAGUUCCUUUUGUUAAAGUGUCUUUCUGCAUCUCCCCCUGUGGGUAUCUCAGGGGUAUCCACUCUGUAUUCUUAAUGUGCUUAUUCACCUCCAUCACUGCUGGAUCUCGAUCAGUAUGUUGUCGGCUCCUUCCUGGGGCUUUGUAUAGAGUAGGCUGUAGGCAGGGACCCAGGCAUCAACCUGUCUAUCCAUACAAAUGAAUAUGCAAGAAUUAUACUGUGUAUUUGGGCUCUGAUUCUAUUGUGGGUUUUUAAUUAUGUAUACUUCAGAAGAAUUGUGGUACGUUUUUAUAAUUAUUAUUUUCGAAUACAUUUUUAAAAUAAAUGUGGGGGGAGGGGAAAAGAAUAUUGUUUCGUUUGCUCAUUUUGUUCUGUUGACACAACUUGUAUCAUAGUAGAAUGUAACAACCAACGAUAAAGAAUAUCCUGAGGUAAUGAGGAUGAACGUGAACAGAUAGACAGGGAAAGAGAUACAAAGCCAUCCUAAACUGUUGAGAUGCACUCGAUAUACAAGAACACCCCCUCCCCCUUGUGUUUUUUGUAAAUGGGGGGGUGAGGUUCCUUUAGCACAGCACAUUCAAUCAAGCGUACAUCCUGUCAUGGACACAGAAACGGGGUGUGUGUAACUGUCUCGACAACAAGAGCGACGGCUUUUGGAAGGUGUUUGACGGUGGGGACAGCACGAGAGGACCGUCUUUGAGUAGUGUGUUUACUCAAACGCAAUUGACAUUAUGAACGUCAUCGCAGUCCUGUGUCUGUGUGGAUGGGCAGUUGUUUCCCAGGGCGACCGUUCCCAGGUGACCCUGGAGGCUGACAGGCCUUCUCUGAGGGUCCAGCUCUCCCACGCCGCCCACCUGCAGUGCUGCUACCACACCACAAGGGGCGCCAUGAAUGCCAGCUGGAUCCACAGCGUUCACACAGUCAAUGGAACAGGCUUCCCCAAGAGAGUAAAGCUAAAGGACCCUCGGGUGAGCGUUGACAAGAACCAAACGGUUGAGGGAGCCUGGUGUCAUCACCUCACCCUGAGCUCGGUCCAGUUAGAUGACAGUGGGCUGUACCAGUGCUUCCUGAACAACAGUUCCCUGAGGUCCUCGACGUACACACAUGGCACCUUCCUACAGGUCUACAAGCCUAUGGAGAAGGUGUUUGACUUGAGUGAGAGUGUGAAGAACCAGAUCCUGGCGGUAGAGGGGGUGUUGUUGCUGGUGUGUGUACUCCUCCCUGGGGUCGUUCUGCUCUUUAAGGCAAAGAGAGUAAAUGAGCUUGAGAUUCUGAGAACUAAAAGGGAAGAGGAGAACAUAUAUGAGGGUCUGAACCUGGACGACUGCAGCACCACCUAUGAUAAAAUCCAGUGCUCCCUGGUGCAGGGGGCCUACCAAGAUGUAGGGUACAGAGUGAAGGAGAUGGAGGAGGACGAAGAGGAUGAUGCCCAGCUCCGGAAGCCUUGAAAGAGUGCAGGAAUGAGGAGAGUUCAGUUCAGUUGUUACAGAGAUAAAAGGUGAAGUUUGUGGGACAAGCACAUUUACAGAGCUGAGGAUAGGGUUAUUGAUUUUCUGUGCAGAUUUUUUUUAAUCAACAUUUGAAUUGAUAGAACAUUUUAAAGCUAUCUCGUGUUUUCUUUCUUCCAAUGUUUUAUUUUAUUUAGCCCAGUUUGACUUUUCUAUUAUGUUUCAAUGUAUCUGCUUUACAUGAAGUGAAUGAUUAAAUGAAUGUAAUCAUGAA
Messenger RNA from Osmerus eperlanus (European smelt), 1730 nucleotides. RefSeq names its product CD79a molecule, immunoglobulin-associated alpha (gene cd79a). Lineage: Eukaryota; Metazoa; Chordata; Actinopteri; Osmeriformes; Osmeridae. Gene Ontology annotation, biological process: B cell differentiation; B cell receptor signaling pathway. Bases 740 to 1456 code for a protein of 238 amino acids. Gene Ontology annotation, cellular component: B cell receptor complex; external side of plasma membrane. The record is from RefSeq and is a predicted model, not a curated record. The transcript is spliced from 5 exons.